UUCUCUCGCCUCGUCCAUCAUUGUGAAUAGACGUUGACACCUCCUGCAGUCACCCUGCAAUUUACAGACAAACAAUAACGAGUCAUGAUAAUAAUUGCAGGCUUUAAAUGACCAUUUGUCAUCACGUUCUCACCGGGCUACGGACGCUGCACUACUUUUAAAAAGAGCCGCUGACGCACAGCUUUAUCAGGAGGGGCACUUAACUUGUGCGUUAGUCACUUCUAUUAAAGGCAUCGAGAGAGGAAGUUCAACAAGUCCGCUUCUUCUUCUUCUUCUGCGCUUAGAAAUAAGUACGGACAAUGGAGGAGUUGUUUUAAAGUUAGGAAAAGCUGUUAGACUGAAGCAUUAAUAUAGCUUGCCUGCAAACCGCUGUUUAGUUUUGACAUUUUCCUCUGUUACACCAUGGGCGGACUGUGCAUGUGCAUUUCAUGGACUUGGAGACCAGUGUGGCCAGUGUUUAUUAUUCUGGCGACAGUGUUGUACUGCUCAGAGAGUCAACCUGCUGCAGAUGAUGGGAAAAUGUAUCCAAGAGGCAAUCACUGGGCUGUUGGUCAUUUGAUGGGAAAAAAGAGCACUGACAGCCUGGCUGAACUGCAGGACAGAAACACUGACUACCUCACACCCUCUGAAGUAGCCGGGGUCACAGAGAUGGAGCAAUACGAGCGUCUGAUUAAGGCUCUGAAGCAACAAAAGAACCAGAAACAGAUGAUUGCAGAAAGGCUGCUUCGACUGCGCAGCGGCUGGAGAGAAGAGGACAGAGACAAAUAUCUCAGAGAGAUGUCAAAUCUGCUUGUCCUGGCUUUGAGACUGCAAGACAACGGCUCCACCUGAUCAGUUAACGUCACUAUCUGUUACUCACGUUAUCACACAUCUACACUUCAUUAUUACACUGUAGUAAUGCACUGUAAACCUGAUACAAGUUAAUUUUGUAUGUAUUUCUGAUAAACAUAACACAUUGCAUAGGAUAGAACCGCUGAAUAAAUGUAACAUUGUGAUAACUGCA
Molecule: messenger RNA, 1003 nt
Organism: Notolabrus celidotus (New Zealand spotty)
Lineage: Eukaryota; Metazoa; Chordata; Actinopteri; Labriformes; Labridae
Gene: grp
Product: gastrin-releasing peptide
Exons: 3
Coding region: 403-831 (142 amino acids)
Biological process (GO): neuropeptide signaling pathway
Molecular function (GO): neuropeptide hormone activity
Source: RefSeq, a predicted model, not a curated record